CAAGCCGAGGGCGACUGUGGGUACCGUACCGUCGCUGUUCCCCAAAACGUUGAGAAACUCGAGACACCUCCCCUCCUGCAUCUCUCUCUCUGUCGCUGUGUUGGAGCAGGACUGAUGAAGGAAUGAAGGAAGGAAUGGAUGAUUGAUAGAGCAGGUCAUGGCCUCCCUCACUUCCGCCGCUUCUCUGUUUCCUGCGACCCGCCUUCCUCCUCUCAAACCUACGGCCUCGCCCUUCCUUAAACUCUCCCGCCCCAAAACCCCCGACAAGAGGAGGAGGAGGAGGAGGAUCGGGAAUGGGGCGUGCCGGGCCGAGCUCUCCAACGACGCGCCCAUCGCCGCCGCGAUCGGCGCGUGCAUGCUCUCUUCCCUGGUCCUCCCCGUUGCCGCGGGAUCGGAGGACGAGGAGGACGGCACGGCCGUGGGCUCCUCCACGGACACGAGGUUCGCCGUGAUGGGGAUCGUCAGCUUCAUCCCCUACUUCAAUUGGCUGAGUUGGGUGUUCGCGUGGCUUGAUACUGGGAAACGACGCUAUGCGGUGUAUGCGCUUGUUUACUUGGCUCCAUACCUGAGGUCAAACUUAUCUCUGUCACCUGAAGAGAGUUGGCUGCCAAUUGCUAGUAUACUUUUCUGCAUUGUGCAUGUUCAGCUGGAGGCAAGCAUCAGAAAUGGAGACAUUGAAGGUUUUCAAUUGUUUAACGAGGCUGCAAAGCUUUUCUCCUCAAUAUCCGGAAAGAAGGAUGAUCAUCAGGGAUUCUCUGAGAGCCAAAGAAAGAACAUGAAUUUGCCAUCUUCCGAUACACAAGCAAGAAAUGAGAUUCGGCAGUGGGAUGUUCCUCGAAGACCCUCACGAGAUGAGGAACAUAUGACUGGAGAUUGGGAUGACAAUGAGACAAGGGAGAAGUAAAUCUAUGAGGUGCAAAAAUGUAGGUGGACUCGAAUGAAAGAUGCAAGCUGUUGAUGGAUUUACUGAUCGUUCACAAAUGCAUAAGCAUCUUUUCAGCUGGCAACGGUGGCUACUGUUGCCUCCUACACCAGCUUGUAGCAUUUCCAUUUCAAACCAGCUGGAAUCUGAUGACUCUGUUGUGUUAGUUUCUCUCGGUUUCUCCGGAUUAGCAAAUUAAAUCGGUGUAGUCAGGAGCAUGUCGUGAACAAAGCUGAUUGGGAAAGGAGAAUAAGAUUUUUCUACUUCUAUA
Eucalyptus grandis is the source of this 1193-nucleotide messenger RNA. RefSeq lists its product as hypothetical. NCBI's taxonomy places the organism in Eukaryota, Viridiplantae, Streptophyta, Magnoliopsida, Myrtales, Myrtaceae. Bases 158 to 904 code for a protein of 248 amino acids. The transcript has 6 exons. The record is from RefSeq and is a predicted model, not a curated record.